AUGAAGGAUUUCCCAUCCGAAGCUCUUACUUUACAGGGCGGGUGCCUGUGCAAGGCUGUUCGAUAUGCAAUAACGCUCCCCCAGAAAAGUGAUCGGGGCAGCGUCAAAUUCAAGGCUCCAGAAUCGCCAACGGGUAGUAGUCAUAACCAGGCAGAGAAUGUCAUGAAAAUCGAUCUGCCUAUCAUCUCCAUCGACCACUGCAGCGAUUGUCGCCACGCCGCCGGGUCUCCAGUACAAGCAUGGUUCAUCUGCCCGCAGGAAUGGAUAGAGUGGGAUGUAGCUAUCCUCUCCCCGGCAGACGGGGGUGAAGAGCGCGUGAAACAGACAACAGUUCAGGCCUGCUCCAACGACGGCCGAGGAUUUUACGAGGAUGAGCCAAACCCAUAUCCAGUACCGACUUGUUUGGCUAAAUAUACGUCGUCGGAAGAUGUGACUCGGACCUUCUGUGCACGCUGCGGCACCAACUUCACCUAUUUCGCUAAGAGGCCUAGAUCCAGUCCUACUGGCUUGAUUGUAGAUAUCACAAUCGGUAGCAUGGACGAUGAGAGUAGUGCAAUUGCCUGCCCUACCCGGCAUGCAUGGUAUGACUCCGGGAUACCGUGGUUCAAGCAGCUGGUGAGGGGAGGAGGCGCACCAAUGCCGAGAGCAAGGAAGGGCAUAGCGUUGGGGAUGAUGGGAGACGAUGAAGAGUAA
This is a messenger RNA of Nannizzia gypsea CBS 118893, 693 nucleotides long. RefSeq lists its product as hypothetical. Lineage: Eukaryota; Fungi; Ascomycota; Eurotiomycetes; Onygenales; Arthrodermataceae. The record is from RefSeq and is a predicted model, not a curated record. Bases 1 to 693 code for a protein of 230 amino acids. The transcript has a single exon.